Molecule: messenger RNA, 2160 nt
Organism: Camponotus floridanus (Florida carpenter ant)
Lineage: Eukaryota; Metazoa; Arthropoda; Insecta; Hymenoptera; Formicidae
Gene: pkaap
Product: A-kinase anchor protein 10, mitochondrial
Exons: 10
Coding region: 163-1890 (575 amino acids)
Biological process (GO): intracellular protein localization
Cellular component (GO): plasma membrane
Molecular function (GO): protein kinase A binding
Source: RefSeq, a predicted model, not a curated record
UGCGAUCCCGAUCGCGCGGCGCAGUUUGACAUUUCGGUGAAACCGAUGUGUUCCACUCAUCUUCCGUAGGAUACGCUCGCAGUCGCGGGCGUAGUUAUUGUUUUCCUUGCCCUGUACAUCUCUCAUCGGCGACUCUUAUCAUGUUACGCGCUGACACGAACGAUGCUCCAAUUUUUUAAGAAGAUUGGACAAAGGGAUAAGCCGGGAUUGUUAGAAACUUCACCUGCAAGAUCAACGAGUUCAAGAAACUUUCCAACAGAUGUAUUUGACAGCAGCGCAUUGUCCAUUCAAACACCCUCGGGUGUAUUGUGCAAUCUCGAGGAAGAAGAGGAGGAAGAAAUUCUCAAUAAUGACACUAAAGAAGCAUACAGCUUCAGCUCUCGAUUAUCCAAAACUCUACCAGAAGUACUUAUGGACAAGAGUGCCCUUGGUUAUUUCAUUCAAUUUAUGGAUACCAGAAAGCAUAUAGCUCUUAUAAAGUUCUGGCUAGAGGUGGAAUGCUUAUGCAGUGCAUCUAACAUGUCUGGUGAAGAUGCAGAAAAAACUAGACAUUCAAAUCAAAAGGAUUUAUUAGAAACUUUACCUAAUUCCUUAGACGAUAACAAAAACUUUAGUUGUAAUGUACUCUCUAAUAAUGUAGAUACUCAAACGAGCAGCGAAAUACCAUUUGAUGAGAAUAAUGAUAAUGUGACAUCCUUAUUAAAUGGUAUGCCAAAGACUAGUCAGACGAUAAGUAAAGCACGACAAUCAAAUCAUGAUUGUAGCAGUAAGAGACACGACAUGACAACAACUAGACAAGAUGCUUUGAGAAUUUACAAGAAAUAUAUUCUCAAAGAAGCUCUGGGUAUAAAUCAAAUAUCUGAAGAAUUAAAGUUGGAGAUGGAGAAAACUAUCAUGCAGGAAAACAAUGAGCCUAUAUUACAGUGCCUAUCUGCUGUUCAAAGCAUAGUAUAUGAUAUAUUAGAGAAAGAAUAUAUUAAUGAUUUUUUACGAAGUCAAUUCUACUGUAAACAUCAAAUUGAUGUACUCACUAGUGGCAAUGUACAAUUAGCAGAUAUAUUGUAUAAUGAAACAGCAUUCUUUUAUUUCAUGGAGUUUAUGGAACUUGAAAAUAAACGAGAAUUGCUAGAUUUUUGGAUGUCGACUAUAAGUUACAAACAGAAUCUCUUGGGGAAAAAAGGUGCAGUCGAUCCCGAAGAAGCACAGUCCGAUGCCGUUAUUAUUUAUGAGAAGUAUUUUAGCUUACAAGCGACCAUGCCUCUUGGAUUUAGUGAUAAAAUUCGCUUUCAUGUAGAACAAAAUAUUUGUCGCGAGGACGAGGAAGGUACACAGGCCGAUUGUUUCGAUAAACCCAGUAAAAUUGUAUAUAACUUUCUCAACAAGCAUUAUCUCCCGGCGUUCUUAUCUUCCCAACUGUAUUAUAAAUACUUAUCGGAGUUAAUCAGCACGAUUCAGAGCAGCCCAUGUCCGAGUUUACAUUCCAAGAUAAGGAGAACAGGUUCAGAUUGUAGUAGUGAAGUAAGCUCUGUAUGUACUAGUAUGCCAAGCACUUCUCAAAUAGGAAACAAUGGUAAUAGAUUACCUGAUAAUAAAAAAAACAUUAACAGUCACCUGAAUAUUGACACUAGGCAACUUUAUGAUCCAGAUUCCUUAUGGCGACGUAAUAAAUAUAGUUUAAGCAUAGGCUAUGUUGACAACCUAGGAAGAUUUAUUACCGAAAUAGAACCAGAUUCUUAUAGAAAAUAUGAAUCUCGUCUAACUCGUGUUGUAAAACGAUUUGUAAAUAUAGAACAAGAUAAGGCUAAAGAAGAUUUAGCAUGGAGAAUUGCUGAGAUGAUCGUUCGUGAAAUCACGUCUUUAACACUUGGAACUUCGAAUCUUCCCUCUUGAUGGUGCAAAUUGGACAUGACAAUUUUGAGGCUUAAGUUUUUUUUAAGUAUAAAAUAUUUUGUAUUCUGUAUAAAUCUUUUGUCUCUUUAUUUUAAAUAUUAGCGAAAUAAUGCUGCAAUCUUUACCAAAGUGCCAACCAGAUUAUUGAUAUAAAUAAAUGAUUCUAAUUAAUAGCCUUUUAAUAUAUAUAACAUUUUAAAAAGAAAGUGCAGAGUAUUAUGUGGAGAAAAAUAUGUCCUGUGUCUUUGUUUUUUACUUUUAUAUUUCGAG